AUGCAGAGCUUCAUUCUCCCGCCUACUUCACCGUUUUGCGCACUUCUACGACAUCCCUCAUCCGUCAUCGCGUGGUCGUCCACCGAAGCUUCAAUAUCUACAUCAAGUACUCUAGUCCUCUGCUAUUACACCGGGUCCAUGGAUAACAGCACGUUGGUCAUGCUGUUCGGAGUCCCUCCCAGCAAUUUAUUCCGGGCACUAAAAAUUGCCGAGAAGGCUUUGGCAGAAAUGUUGGUUGGGUACGGCCCAGCUCGUAUUGCGUGGUCGUCGCCCGCACAACAAGUGAAGUUGGCGCGCCUUGUGGAGACCAGAGACCCGCUGUUGAAGCACACGUUCGGCUUCAUUGACGGAAAAAAAUCUCCGUGUAAAGCAACCGUCGAACGCAGAUCUCCAAAACGCCAUGUAUAA
This is a messenger RNA of Phytophthora nicotianae INRA-310, 408 nucleotides long. RefSeq lists its product as hypothetical. The coding region runs from base 1 to 408 and encodes 135 amino acids. The transcript has 2 exons. The record is from RefSeq and is a predicted model, not a curated record. NCBI's taxonomy places the organism in Eukaryota, Oomycota, Peronosporomycetes, Peronosporales, Peronosporaceae.